Messenger RNA from Chelmon rostratus (copperband butterflyfish), 4002 nucleotides. Its product is annotated as contactin-associated protein-like 4. Lineage: Eukaryota; Metazoa; Chordata; Actinopteri; Chaetodontiformes; Chaetodontidae. Bases 1 to 4002 code for a protein of 1333 amino acids. The record is from RefSeq and is a predicted model, not a curated record. The transcript has 24 exons.
AUGAGCCAGGAAAGGCUCAAUGGACUCGCCAUCCUCCCCACGAAGAGGAAACUGGUCCAAAGACUGGACUUCAAGGACUUUAUCAGAGACUUGCUCCAAGAACAGUCAGGCCUGCAUUUGGACCUAAACACUAGUCAGCAGCACACCACAAAGGCAUGUGACAGCCCACUCGUGACCAAUCUGCCGCCAUCAUCAUUCAGAAGCUCCUCCCAGCUGACCAGCAGCCAUGGGCCGGUGUUUGCUAAGGUCAACAGGAGAGAAGGAGCUGGAGGUUGGUCUCCUCUCGUCUCAGACAGAUACCAGUGGCUGGAAGUGGAUCUGGGGAGGCGGACCCAAAUCACUGCCGUUGCCACACAGGGACGCUACGGCAGCUCUGAUUGGCUGAUGGGGUACCUGUUGAUGUUCAGCGACACUGGACACAACUGGAGACAACACCGGCAAGAAGACAGCUUAGGGGCUUUUCCAGGUAACAGUAAUGCAGACACUGUGGUCCAGUACAAACUUAAACAGCCGGUGAUAGCCCGCUACCUCCGCCUGAUUCCUCUGGACUGGAACCCCACUGGGAGGAUUGGACUCAGACUGGAGAUAUAUGGAUGUCGAUAUACUUCUGAUGUGGCCAGCUUUGAUGGCAGCAGCAGCCUGAUCUACAGGCUGAGCGCGAGGCCGAGCUGGACGGCGAUGGAGGUCAUCGCUCUGAAGUUUAAAACCCUGAAGAAUUCUGGGACGCUGCUCCAUGCAGAGGGACAGAGAGAUCACAGCCUCACUCUGGUGUUGGAGAAAGGACGGCUGCUGCUCUACCACCAGCAAGGUGUGAGUUCAUCCUCAGGCGGGCAGCUUCUUGUUUCUCUGGGAAGUCUGCUGGAUGACCAGCACUGGCACCAUGUGAAGCUGGAGCGGCUCAGCACUCACCUCAACCUCACCGUGGAUAAAAACACUCAUCAGGUGCACGUCCCACCUGAGCUCAGCCACUGGGACAUUCACCAGCUCAGUCUGGGAGCUGUCCAGAGCCAUGGACUGCAGAAACCCAUCCUGUCCAACAGGAACUUCCAUGGCUGCCUGGAAAACCUGCUCUACAAUGACCUCAACCUGAUAGACCUGGCUAAAAAGAACAACCACCAGGUCUCUGUCAUGGGCAAUGUGACCUUUUCUUGUUCCGAGCCAGUUUCAGUCUCUGCGACGUUCACCGACUCCCGGAGCUUCCUCCAGUUGCCGGCGCUGACGGCGUGGUCGUCGGGGGUCGUCUCCGUGGCGCUGCAGUUUCGGACGUGGAACAAGGCGGGGCUUCUCUUGACCUUUGACCUCUCGCAGCAGGAGGGCACAGUCUGGCUGUACCUGAGUGAGGCCAGACUCCGCCUACAGAUCAUUAAAGCUGGCAGGGCUCCGCUGGAGCUCAGCGCAGGCUCAGGUCUGAAUGACGGUCAGUGGCAUUCUGUGGAGCUGAACGCCAGACAAGAUCAUCUGAGCAUCACGGUGGACAAAGAUGCAGGAGCUACCGCUCACACCAGAAUCCCCCUUCCUCUAACUGCAGACAGCCAGCUCUUCUUCGGUGGUUGCCCUGUUCAGGACAGCUACCAGGAGUGUAGGAACCCCUUCGAAGUCUUUCAGGGUUGUAUGCGUCUGCUGACUCUGGAUAACCAACCUGUUGACCUGAUCGAGGUGCAGCAAAGGCUGCUGGGAAACUACAGCCACCUGCAGAUUGAUAUGUGCGGCAUCAUCGACAGGUGCUCUCCCAGUCACUGUGAACAUGGAGGCAGAUGCACUCAGUCAUGGAGCACCUUCCACUGUAACUGCUCCAACAGCGGCUACAAAGGAGCCACCUGCCAUAGCUCGACAUACGAACAGUCGUGUGAGGCGUACAAACACAAAGGGAACACAUCAGGACAUUAUUACAUAGACGUGGACGGCAGCGGACCAAUCAAACCCCAGCUCAUCUACUGUAACAUGACAGAGGACAGGGCGUGGAUGGUGAUCCAGCACAAUAACACAGAACUGACCACAGUGCAUUCGUCCCCGGAGAGAAACCAGUAUCUAACCCACUUUGACUACUCUUCUGGAGAGGAGCAGUUAGCAGCCAUCAUCAGCCAAUCAGAGCACUGUGAGCAGGAGCUGUCGUAUCACUGCAGGAAGUCCCGCCUCCUCAACACACCAGAGGGUGCUCCGUUCAGCUGGUGGGUGGGAGGUCCGGGUCCAGGCCAGGUCCAGACGUACUGGGGCGGGGCGCUGCCAGGCAGCCGGCAGUGUGCCUGCGGCCUGCAAGACAGCUGUCUGGAUUCGAAUCACUACUGCAACUGUGAUGCUGACUACGACCAAUGGGCUAAUGACUCAGGCCUGCUCGCUCAUAAGGAGACUCUCCCUGUCAGGUCUCUUGUGCUUGGUGACCUCCAACGACCGGGUUCAGAAGCUGCCUAUAGGGUGGGACCCCUCCGUUGUCAUGGAGACAACAACUUGUGGAACGCUGCAUUUUUUGACAAGGAGACGUCCUACCUUCACUUUCCCACCUUCCAUGGAGAGCUGAAUGCAGACAUCUCCUUCCUGUUUAAAACACCGUCCUCCUCUGGGGUCUUUCUGGAAAAUCUGGGCAUCAAGGACUUCAUCCGGAUAGAACUCAGCUCCUCCUCAGAGGUCGUCUUCUCCUUCGACGUGGGUAACGGCCCGCUGGAGGUGCGAGUGGAGACGAGCGCCCCGCUGAACGACAACCGGUGGCACAGCGUGCGAGCCGAGCGCAACGUGAAGGAGGCGUCGCUACGUGUCGACGAGUUCCCUCCUGCCACGCAGGAGGCUCCUGCUGACGGGCACAUUCAUCUGCAGCUCAACAGCCAGUUAUUCAUAGGAGGCACCGCAUCCAGGCAGAAAGGCUUUCUGGGCUGCAUCCGCUCUCUGCAGCUGAACGGCGUCACUCUGGACCUCGAGGAGAGGGCGAAGAUCACCCCGGGUGUCCGACCCGGGUGCCCGGGCCACUGCAGCAGCUACGGCUCGCUCUGCCAGAACCAGGGCCACUGUGUGGAGAGAGCCAGUGGUUUCUCCUGCGACUGUGGCCAGUCAGCCUACACUGGAUCCUUUUGUCAUGAAGAGGUUUCAGCCAGCUUUAAGUCGACCACGUCCAUCACCUACACCCUGAAGGAGCCCUAUGAACUGAGCAGGAACAGCACUGCCUUGCCUUCCUCCAUUUACUCCGACAUGACGCUGAAAGGAGAAAACAUCUCGCUGAGCUUCAGGACCAUUCAGAACCCUGCUCUGCUGCUCUACGUCAACUCUUUCUACAGGGAAUACCUGGCCCUGCUUAUCAACAAACACGAUGAGCUGGAGUUGAGGUACAAGUUGCACAGCAGCAGAGAUGUUGAGGUGCUAUGGAGCGGAGUCACGAACCUGGCUGAUGGACGUCUGCACACAGUGACCGUCCGGAGACUGGCAGACGCUGUCUCUGUUCAGAUCGACCAGACUGCCAGAGAGGACUUCAACUUGACAUCUGAUGUGGAAUUCAACAGCAUCAAAUCGCUCAUUGUGGGCAGAGUGCAGGAGUCUGAGGAGUUGGAUGAAGAGCUGGCUGGGCUGGCCUCUCUCGGCUUCACCGGCUGUCUGUCAGGUGUUCGCUUUAACUCCAUCAGUCCUCUGAAGGCUGCUCUGCUGCACCCUGACAGCCCUGUUAGCAUCACCGGGCCGUUAGUCCAGUCGAGCUGUGGUUCGUCCUCUUCGGCCGAUCCCUAUGCUGCAGAAACCACACACUCCUUAUCAGACCAACCUGGUUCAGUGGAUCCGGGCCAGCCUUUAGUCAACACCAUCAGGAGUGACUCAGCUCUAAUUGGAGGGGUUAUCGCCGUGGUGAUCUUCGUCACUGUGUCCGCAUUGGCGAUAAUGGCCAGAUUCAUCUGCGGCAGGAAAGAGACGUAUCGAAACCAGGAGGUGAAAGCGGCUCAGCCCGAGGACGGCCACGAGUUCCCCUUCAGCAGCCAGGCGGACUCUCAGAGCGCUCCCGCUGAAAACCAGAAGGAGUAUUUCAUUUAG